AUGGCGGUGGGUCGGAGGGAGAAGGGCAGCCAAUCAUCGUCCCGAGGGUCGCGAAUCGCGGCGGCGGUUGGGAUCGGAGUGGCUUUGGGAUGCGUGUUUGCGUUUUUGUUCCCCCAUGGAUUUUUCUCCUCCAAUCAGUUGACCCGCGUUCGUUCCCUUUCGAAUUCCAAUCUUCAGGUCGAUCCACCUGCUUGUGAGUCGACCGAGAAAAUAAACCGGCUCAAGUCCAGCGUCAUGACUUUAUCAGACAAGAAUGCCGAGUUGAAAAGGCAAAUCCGAGAAUUGAAUGAAAAGCUAAGAUUGGCCGAGCAGGGCAAGGAUCACGCGCACGAGCAGAUUCUCGUGUUGGGCGAAGAACCUCGCAAGGCCGGGCCUUUUGGCACUGUCAAGGGUUUGAGGACGAACCCUAGCGUCCUACCCGACGAGAGCGUAAACCCACGACUUGCGAAAAUCCUUUCAGAAGUUGCAGUUGGUAAAGAGCUCAUAGUUGCUCUGGCCAAUUCAAAUGUGAAGCCCAUGCUCGAAGUCUGGUUCACCAACAUUAAAAAAGUGGGCAUCACUAAUUAUUUAGUCGUGGCAUUAGAUGAUGAAAUUGUGGAUUUCUGCAAGUCGAACGAUGUCCCUUUUUAUAAAAGGGACCCAGACGAGUUUAUCGACUCCGUGGGGAAGACCGGCGGGAAUCACGCGGUCUCGGGACUUAAAUUUCGAAUCUUGAGGGAGUUUUUGCAGCUGGGCUAUAGUGUUCUUCUUUCGGAUAUCGAUAUCGUGUUUCUGCAGAACCCGUUUGAUUUCUUGUACAGGGAUUCUGAUGUGGAAUCGAUGUCGGAUGGACAUAACAACAUGACAGCUUAUGGGUUUGACGAUGUUUUUGACGAGCCGUCAAUGGGCUGGGCCCGCUAUGCCCACACGAUGAGGAUUUGGGUUUAUAAUUCUGGGUUUUUCUACAUAAGGCCCACAAUUCCAGCUAUCGAGCUUUUGGACAGGAUUGCGGGCAGGCUUGCUCGGGAGGCGAAAUCAUGGGAUCAAGCUGUUUUUAACGAGGAGCUGUUUUACCCUUCGCACCCCGGGUAUGUGGGCCUUCAUGCGUCCAAGAGGACUAUGGAUUUUUACCUGUUUAUGAACAGCAAGGUUCUUUUCAAGACUGUUAGGAAAGAUGGUAAUUUGAAGAAGCUGAGGCCAGUUAUUGUUCAUGUUAAUUAUCAUCCGGACAAGUUUCCGAGGAUGAAAGCUGUUGUAGAGUACUAUGUGAAUGGGAAGCAAGAUGCUCUGGAUCCGUUUCCUGAUGGGUCUGAGUGA
Striga hermonthica is the source of this 1296-nucleotide messenger RNA. NCBI's taxonomy places the organism in Eukaryota, Viridiplantae, Streptophyta, Magnoliopsida, Lamiales, Orobanchaceae. The record is from the annotation of a GenBank genome assembly.